Molecule: messenger RNA, 540 nt
Organism: Cetraspora pellucida
Lineage: Eukaryota; Fungi; Glomeromycota; Glomeromycetes; Diversisporales; Gigasporaceae
Source: the annotation of a GenBank genome assembly
AUGACGUCAUAUGAUCCAAAGAGUUUCCGUGCGUUCUUUGAACCGACAAAACCGGUGCAACUGCGCCUCUAUGCAACUUCAAAACGUCAUCGUCCACAAAUAACAUCAAUCACUCUGCUCGAAUACAAAAAUGGUCAUGUAACGACUGAAGAACAAAUUUCUCAUAGUCCUCUUUCGUUCUCGGUCAAUAAAUCUGGCAAAUUUCGACUCUUUCAUUAUAAAUCACUUUGGCAUAUGUAUAUUCAAGUAUCAACGGAUUCUUUCAAAAAUAAAAAUCUUCAGCGUUACGUUUCUCCGUUAGGGUUCGAAGUUGAAGUUGACAUGAAUGUGUCGGAUGGAAAGUGUCGGCUCACCACUAGCAAGGAUAUAAACGAUCAAGUUACCUUAACACCACCUCCCAUUGCAAGGUCAACUUCUUCAUUUCCAUUUAGAGAUCAUCAAUUCAUCGAAUGGUGCGUUAGAAAACCUCCAAAGUGGCGAAGAAUAUUAGAUCAUACAAAUGAUACUGUUAGAAGUUGGUGUCGAAGAGGAUUCGUGUGA